Molecule: messenger RNA, 2013 nt
Organism: Symbiodinium natans
Lineage: Eukaryota; Dinophyceae; Suessiales; Symbiodiniaceae
Source: the annotation of a GenBank genome assembly
AUGGGCAUGACAUCAACUCCACCUUGGUUGGUGUCGUUGGUGCUGCUGGUUGGGAUUCUGCCCUGUGCUUUGUGUGAUGCGUUGGAACCGUUGGCACCAGUUAGAAGAUGUUAUGUGCCACCUAUUCGGCACGGAAGCGGCUGCACACGAAUACAAUCACUACAGGGACCAGGCUUUGGGCUCAACCGGUACGGACAGGAGACAACAGCGCAGCGGCAGUGUUUGAAGAGGCUGCGUGAGGUUGGUGCGAACACUUUCGUCUUUGCUCCUGGCCUUUGUGAUCUGUGGAGCUGCAGCUCAGCAGAGUCGCUGAAAGGGGGAGACGGUCCCGACAACGUUACUGCGCAACGGGAAGGCAUGGAGAGCGCUGAGGGCGCUGCGCGUGCUACCGGACUGUCAGUUUUUUCCGAGCUUUGCGAAUACCAGGAGCUUACCCCGCGUCCUGGAACUCGUCGCAGCCCUAUCUUUGUUAAACUCUGGGAAUGGAACUACGCAGAUAUUGGCAGGGAGUGCCAAGAGUUUCUGGGACCGAACGGCUUCGACGCUGUCCAGGUGUCGCCCGUGACUGAACACAAGCUUGGUCCCCAAUGGUGGACAAAGUAUCAACCCGUGUCCUUUUCGCUGAGCUCGCGUUCCGGCUCCAUGGAAGAUUUCGCAUCCAUGGUAGCCACCUGUCGAGCAAGCGGCGUGCAGGUCGUGGUAGACCUCAUCCUCAAUCACAUCGCAACCCCGUGCAAAGAGGGGCGUGGAAGCCCUGUGAACCUGACGCCGUGUGUUGGCUGGAAUGGAAGCCUCUACGGCAACCGGCGCUUGGCCGGUGCAAGAGGUUGGGAUGCGGCGGGUCCCGAGCUGUUUAAUCAUGUAGAAGGGUCCCUUAUGGAGAACUGCAUCGUCGGUCCUCCCAGCUGGACUUGCAAGGCCGGGAGUGUCGAUGUCACUGACUGCAGCUGCUGCAGCUGUGACUUUCUCAAGCUUCCGGAUUGGAAUACUGGCUUACAAGAGGUGCACGACAUGCACUUGAGGCACGUCCACGAGCUGCACGACAUAGGCGUGACCAUGCUCCGGAUUGACCUAUCGUUGUUUGAGUCCAUCGCUGAACUCAGCAACGUACUCAGCACGGUCCCUUGGGACUUUGUGUACCAGGAGUGGUGGUGGGAGAAGCCGGAUCCAGUGCGCAAUCGCUACAUCGGACAUUUCCGCGACAUUACCUACCGAUACCUCAUCACCCACUACUUGGGCAACUCAUCGCUGGCAAAGUUACCAGAAGUACUGACAUUGUCGCGAGGACAUGACAAGAUCCGUCCUGAGACGAGCAUUUAUCCCAUGGCCUUUCACGAUGGCCGAACCUGGAAAGCCAAUCCUGGAAAUGCCACCUACAAGAACGGCCUGGAGUUCCACCAGCAGCAGAAGUUCAUGCUGGCUUGGCCGCUGGGUGCCUCCGUGCUGCUGUGGGGCGGCUUUGGAUGGUCUGCUAUGAGCGAUGGGCCACCAGGUUGUGAUUUUCGUGGCGAGAAACGCUGCCAGCCUGAACCUGUGUUCGUCGAUGGCGAGGCCCAGUGCAUGCCGACUCCACGCGAGUCACCCUUGCCAGCAGAUCUUGCCAUGAAGCGUGGCUGGGUCUGUGAGCAUCGAUGGGAGGGGGUGGCUGGCCUAAUCGAGUUCCGAAAGGCCUGCCGGGGCCUGCCAGUGACGAGAACCUGGAAGGAGCCCGAACUCAGUUCGGGUCGUCUCGCCUUCCGUGCUGGCGAGGACUGCUUCGCCGCGCUUGUCCGCGGCUACAACACGCAGCUGCAGUCGACUUGGGGUCAUCUGGGCAACUGGUUGCUGGACGGCCUUCAUGUGGGCCUUCCGAGCGGCCGGUACUGUGAUCUGGGAUCGCUGUCCACGCAAAGAGGAUGGGACCGCAAAAGGUGCCCCAGGCAAGUCGUGAUCGGUACAGAUGGGAGGAUUCUCAGUGGCAUCGUGUUGGAAGGUGACCUGCUGGCCAUUCACGUGGGCGGCAGGAUGUCCUGA